CAAAUGACAAUGAAAUAUAAUUGUAUAUUAUAAUAAUAUAUUUGUCUGACAUGUAGGAAUGUACAGGUACAUAUCAAAAUCUCAUUUCUACAUUUGUGUAGGAAUCAUUUACGUGUGUAACUUUUUAUCUGCUACCCUCGUGUAGGAACUUGCGAUACCUCGUAUUUUGUGGUAUAAUCGAGUUUUUCGCCGAUCACCGACAUCAUGGCGCGCUCUGUAUGCGCUUAAUAAUUGUCUUGUUUGGCGUUCUAUAGGCGAGAUAGCGCCCCACAUCUAGUAGCCAAUACUCAAAUACAAGUACACAUUUUAGAUCGCUAUUUUUAACCCGUUAUUUUUGCUAUUUAAAAUCUUUUCAUGAAUUAGUUUUUUUCAAAAUCGAAUUUAGGAAUAAAGGCUUGGUCCAACCUCUUGGUCAUUCGACUGUAUUUACAAUAUUUACAUUAUAAUAUUACUAUAUUAGUGUACAAUUGUUACAUGUAACUUAAAAUUAGAACAGCGUAUAUAAUUUGUAUAGUUAUAUUGGAUAGGUAUUUAAAUUAUUUUGUGUAUAGGUUCUUAUAUUUACUGCGACGAUAAAUAUGGUGAAAAAAUUGGUCUGCUUAAAUCGUUGGUCCCGCCUAUCAACACUCAAAUGAUGUCACUGUAUCUACCUACGACCAUAGACGUAUAUUAUAUUAUACGUCUAUCGUCUUAUGGUAUCUUCAAUUUUUUUUACUAUGAUGGCGUCCAUCGCCGUCGUGGCCGUUACAGUCAUCGUUGAGUAAUCCUGAUAUAAUGCUCGGUCAAUCGCUUAAUUUUUCAUUUCAGCAAAGUAUUUGAUUUUAAUAUUUUAGAACCUCACAUCACUCUGAAUCCUAAAUUGAAUCUCAUCGUCCAUCUGUGUAUCAUAGUUAUAUCAUUUUAUAAAGGAGAAAACUUCGUUUAUAUUCAUUUGAUACAGUACAAAAGUGUCCACUAUUGUAAGAAAAUAUACCUUCGAAUCGAGACAAAAUGACAUCUGAUACCAAACUAGAAGAAAAACCUUUAACGGGAUUCUCAAAGUAUUUCAAUACAACGACUAUAAACGGUCGAGUGAAUAUUUCCUGUGCUACAUUUGCAACAUUAGGAAUGUUUUUGCUGUACGUGAAAUUCAAACCGAAGCUGGAUAAAAAGUCACAGACAAGCAAUGAAAAAUAAAUACACAAAAAGUUAUUUAUUUUUUUGUAAAUUUUUUCUUUUUGAUAUAUAUAGU
Molecule: messenger RNA, 1231 nt
Organism: Myzus persicae (green peach aphid)
Lineage: Eukaryota; Metazoa; Arthropoda; Insecta; Hemiptera; Aphididae
Product: up-regulated during skeletal muscle growth protein 5-like
Exons: 2
Coding region: 991-1176 (61 amino acids)
Source: RefSeq, a predicted model, not a curated record